AAUUAGAUCUAAGACGGCGAAUAUUGUAGAAAUUAAUGAGAAAGAGUUGAGUGGGCUGUCAAGACAUAAGAUAUCAGUUUGAAACUGAACUGUGCAAGAAAAGAACUUGUAUAGUAAUGAUGCUGCUCUUCGACUUUCAUGUAUUAUCAAAGAUCUUACGUGACCGUGCCCUGAUAAGAUUAACUAGAUGAUAAUUACCGUAGCAAACGAAUGAUAACAGUAACGCGCACUUCAGAAGUAAAGCGCAGUGUCAGACGAGGCCAAAGGUCAAGGAAACUGGCAAAGAGAUGUCUUCGAGUAGCUACUACUUGAAAUACUAUAUAUUACUAAUUAUAUAAGUAAGGCAUCGUAUUUUUGCGCCGAUACAAGAUGUUAUAAGUAAUGAGAAUAAUUGUGUUAAGCUUAAAAUUAUAACAUUGGUGAUAAUAAUUAACAAGUCAUUAUAAUUGGCUAGACGUAAUCGUAAAAGAAAGCUGAAUUUGAAAAAUGAUAAAUAAAAUCAACAGAGAAAUUAGGUGAUGUGGAAGAGAAGAACCUUCCCAACAGAGAGAGAAACGCCUCAUGCCCUUGGGUGAGGCACAUUAAUUCCUCCCAGCGCUGAGGGAGCAGCCACAGCAUUAAAUACUUACAUGCAUGAAAUUUAUCCCUUUUAUGGCCAUCAUACCAAUCAGGACAGUAAUGGGAGGAGAGUAAAGUGAUAGCUGUUUAUAUUAUAUUGGAAAAAUUCCACAGCUAAAAGUUGAAAUGACACACUGUGUGACAUCAGUUAGUGUAACACUGUAGCCAAUCACCCCCGCAACGCAGUGGGGUCCCGACCUUCAAGUUGAUGACCGUCUGACAACGCCGCCUUGUGCUUAGUCAGCGACCAGUGUUGUCUGGUGCUGCGUACAGGAGAGAACUGCCGUCCAACCACGCUGCGACUCUUCUCUUGUCCAUAUCAUAAGUUCCGAUUCUCUUCCUUCGCUCACUCACUGGACUCCAGCUAAGCGCCAGGUCCAGCAGGCUCCCUCGGAUUUCCACAGCCUGCCUGCGUCAUCUGAGGAAGUGGGACGCGGAGAGAAUAACUUGCAUUGUGGUAACGGGAGUAGCGCGCCAUUGAAUUAUUGCUGAAGUUUUCCAAGAAUUAUUCUGAAACAUGGUUGUUACUGCAGAGCAUCUAGAAAAGUUCCACCGCGAGGGGUGUGUGGCCGUGCCUGGCUUCCUCACAGAAGAAGAGGCAGACUCCCUCCGCUUUGCUUGCCGCCGUCUCGUGGACCAGAUGGACCCUGCACAACACUCCCCGACUAUUUUUUCCACCACUAACCACCAGCAGUCUCGCAACAAGUAUUUCCUCAACAGUGGAGACAAAGUCCGUUUCUUCUUCGAGGAGGAAGCUCUCGACAAGGAUGGCGGCCUUAAGGUGGACAAACACGUGUCACUCAACAAGGUGGGCCACGCACUGCAUUGGCUGGUGCCAGAGUUUCGCAGCGUUUCAUUCUCAGAGAAAGUAAAGACCACGGCCCGGCGACUGGGGUUCGUGUCCCCAGCUGUUGUCCAGUCCAUGUACAUUUUCAAGCAACCAGGCAUAGGGGGAGAAGUCACCCCUCACAAGGACUGCACAUUCCUGUCCACUGAACCCCAGAGCUGCACAGGGUUCUGGUUCGCCCUGGAAGAUGUCACUCUGGAGAAUGGCUGUCUGUGGUACGUUCCUGGCUCGCAACACAGGCCUACCAGCCGCAGAUUCGUCCGCACCGAUGAAGAGAGUGGUGACCUGACCUGCUUCACCGCACCGCCUGAUCCCGAUGACCCUUCCAAAUACGUCCCCGUGCCCGUCAAGAAAGGUACCUUAGUGUUGAUUGACGGCCAAGUGGACCAUAAGAGUGAAAAGAACACUUCCCCACACUCACGCCACAUAUACACCUUCCACGUAAUCGAGCGCCACAACACAGUGUGGGACGCCCGCAAUUGGCUGCAGCCCACGCCGGAGAUGCCUUUCACGGGGCUCUUCGAAAAUCAGCCUUCAGACGUCUGACCUCCGGGGACAAUCACAGCCUUUAUCGGCGUACUUCUUUAUGCAUACUUGAUUCACAGCUUGCUCAGUCUGCUGUUAAAGGGGGAGAAAGAACUGCAACAUUGUACAAAGAAGACUAAUAAGACUAUCAUUACCACUUGAAAAUAGUCUUUAAAGUAAUGAAACUUCUAACAUGGUUAAUAUUUGCUACAAUAUUAAUUCUGCUAACAAAAAUAUAACAUUUAUGAUUGCAAUAAAAGGCUAUUUUUGA
Messenger RNA from Portunus trituberculatus (swimming crab), 2261 nucleotides. RefSeq names its product phytanoyl-CoA dioxygenase domain-containing protein 1-like (gene Phyhd1). The transcript is spliced from 8 exons. Lineage: Eukaryota; Metazoa; Arthropoda; Malacostraca; Decapoda; Portunidae. Bases 1136 to 2011 code for a protein of 291 amino acids. The record is from RefSeq and is a predicted model, not a curated record.